GUCUGUCUGGCUACUUGAUAGCCACAGCGAUCUGCUGCCCUUUUGCCGGGGCCUUGCUACCGUCCUCCUGCUGCUGCUGCUGCUGCUGCAGCCUUUUGCUGCUCUUGAAUGGGUGUUCCUUGAGGUAGGUCUUGACGUCCUGAGUGUCCGCCGUGGGGCACAUGCCGUUGUCGGCCUUCUCGGCGAAACUGAUGGCUUGGCUGAAGUCGACCUUGGACACAUCCUGGAAGUCGGGCGGCGCCAAACCACCCAGAGACCUGAUCAUCGACGCAAGGAUGCAGCGUACAGGCAGACAGUGUGGGCUGAGCAUGCGUUGGUGCCUGCCUGGUACCCACCAGAUGCCGGCAGGGUAAGUGGCUUGAAUGUCAGGUGUGAUGCCCCUGCCGUUGAGGUCCUCGCCAGACGGCCGGAUGUACCGAGCUAUCGUCAUGACCAGCCCGCUGCCGUCCUGUAGACCGUACACCGCCUACACCACCGAGCGAACAAGGGACCAGUGAGUGCAGUGGAUGGACGGCAGUUCAACAAAGCAUGAGCAUCGAAUCGAAUGAAGGUGUGUUUACCUACCUGCACAAGCCCUUUUCCGUAGGUCUUGCGACCCAUUGUGACCGCCCUGACGCACACAUCACAUGACACACACGGCGGCAAUGACGUACACAAUGCAUUCCUAUACGGUGUCUCUGGAUCGACGCAUGGGCGCACCCACGAACCUCACCUGCAGUUGUCCCUGAGUGCGCCCGUGAGCACUUCCGAUGCACUAGCGGUGAGCUCGUCCGUCCACAAGACCAGAGGGUCGCGGGUUAUGACCUUGCCACGCUCACUCCUGCAUGACAUGAAAGCAUUCAGACAGACAGACAGACAGACACACACUGGGCGUUCAGGAACAGAUGGGCUUGUGCGUGGGAUAGUGUGGCUAGUCUGCCUGUCUGUGUGUGUUACUUGAAUUCGAGGACCUCUCCCUCCCCAUCGGCGAGCCAGCAGAUGGUCUUGUCGGCCAUGAAGAGGCUGCUCAUGCUCACCGCACUCUGGAAGUUGCCGCCCUGGCAGUGACCGACGUACGAACGAGCGGCCAUCAACACACACAACACACAGAACACACAGACACUCAUUCAUUCAGACAGACAGGCCGCAUGUGCGGUCGGUGUACCGUACCUACCUGGUUGCUCCUUAGGUCGAGUACAUAGGCGUCGGCGCCCUCUUUCUCCAUCUGGACGAGCGCCUCCUUCAUGCGCUCCUUGGCCACUGCGUCAAACUGCUGAAGCUUCAGAUACCCAAUCUGUGUGACACACAGGAGGGAGCAGCAUGUCGAAGAGCAUCCACAGGGGGGAUCCGGUAGAUAGGGACCUUUUUGUCUUGUUUGGUGUCUGGGUCCUUGACGGUGCGCAAAGCGGCGAUCACCGGAUUGCUCAGAUCGUUACGCACCCGGGGCAGCUCCUGCACACACAAACACACACAUGAAUCUCUACGCUUCGUUUGUGUGUCGUGUUGCACCACACGCAUCGUACCAGCACUAUUGGUGGCUGUUGGGGGUCUCCCUGUGCCGGCUGCACUUUGAGGACCAGCUUGUCGCCCUCCGCGUCGUCCAGGAUCUUCAAGAUGUCAAACGGUGACCGACCCUUCAGCGGCACAUCUGACACACAGACAGACAUGGAGUUCGUCCAUGUCGGUGUGUGCGAAUGUGUGUGUCUUCUGUUUGUGUGUACCGUUGAUGGCAAUGACGACGUCGUUUUUCUGUAUGCCGGCCUUCUCUGCGGCCGAGUUGGGGACGGGGGCCGAGUAGAAGAUCACAUCGCCGUUCUUGCCCUCAGCUACACACACACACACACACACACAGAGAGAGAGAGAGAGAUCAUCAUCCCAUCUGCUUUCCCUCGCCCCCUUGUGUGUGCUGUCUGUCCCCUCCCUCCCUCCCCGCCCUCACUUUUGGUGAGCGGCGCCCCGACGCCAAGUAUGUCGAAUUUCUGUAUCUCGAGGUACUUUUUUUGGUCGAUCCAGCGCGUGUAUGGGUCGUCGAGCUCCUUGACCAUGUCAUUGACGAGCUGCCCCCGGUCCUUCCACGCAACCCGGUACUUGCUGCUGAUGCCCCGGUACCUGUCCUUGACACCCUGCCAGUCCAGCCCGUUGUACGUCCGGUCCAGGUAGUACUUGCGCAGCAGCUCCCACGCCUCGUCUAUCACGUCGCUCUGCGGCUCAGUGGCGGCUGGGGGGGCAGAGGAGAUCAGGAAGGAGGGGGCGGAGGUGGAGGUGGAGGGGAGGGACAAUGAGGGCUGGUCGACUGAUGCGAUGGAUGGGAACGUUGGGAAGAGGGAAAACGCCAGCAGCAGCAGGGCGCUCAUGGCGGCCCGCCUGAGGGACUCCAGCCGCCCCUCCCACCCCUCGGCAGGACCCUUUGACUCAUCGCUUUCACCGUCGCGCAAGCUGCGAAGCGUGAAGGAUGCCGUCCGCCUUGGUUGGGUGCAGGCCAAUGCAGCGGCUGGUCUCGGUAAGCGCUCCCGUAUGCGAUGCAGAGGGGCGGCUGGGUGAGGGGCAAAUGCAGCCGCACCGGCGGACAGGGCUGUUGGCACCGAUAGCAAUGAAUGCACCACGACCAGCACAGCCGCGCGAGUGAAGGAUCUCCUUCGACCUGGCCGUCGAGAGCCGCCUUGAUCAUUGCGCAUCACCGUUGGAUAAGGAUGCCCCUGCAACAUCGUCUGUGAGAGGCCAGCAGCCUUCUGAGCAGCCAGAUUGAAGACGAGAGUACAGAUCUGGAACA
Molecule: messenger RNA, 2749 nt
Organism: Vitrella brassicaformis
Lineage: Eukaryota; Vitrellaceae
Source: the annotation of a GenBank genome assembly